CCGCUAAUAACGAUCAUUAUUUAAUCGGUAAGAUCUAGUGAUUCCUCGUGCAAGUGUACACAACUUCAUUGUGGCUCCAGUGUUUUAUCUAGCGUUAGGUGUAAUUUGUAUUGCCUCUUUAGGCGGUUCGACGGCACAAACGAGCACGACAAAGCCGUCAAAAUGUUUAAAAAUCAUUUAGAAAUGAUUGGGAGAAAUGAGACGCCAACGAAGAAGGCCAGGUUUUGGCAGUCUUACGUACGAUCUCUAAAAGGAUCAGAAGACAUUAGGGCUGAAGAGAGAUACAGGCCAAGCCGCCGCAGCGUUUUCCCUGAGCUCCUCUCAACCUACCCCUACAGCAAAUCCAUCUACGACGACCCCGUUGGUGCUGCAGAGAGGAUCACAGUCCCUGGAUACCGUUACCUGCCUGUCCACCGUGAAGUCUACGGCUACUCCCCGAGGCCUAUCUACGCGCACAACUACCCUCGCUCCCUCGAAGCUUACAGGCCAAUCUACCACGUGCCCAGACGCACCCGACGAGGCGUAGACCCCUUCGACUCGCACAAGGCUUGGCAAGACCAUUUGGACAGACUGGCCGCUAUCGACCGUCUGUACCCAUCCCGUUACGGACUCUACCUGAAGGACAGGGCUUACCCCAUCACUGACCUGAGCGCCCCCAUUGUCGACCCCUUGAACCCCAAGAGCCUUAAAGGCAUCGAAUAUGAACCCGACAACAAACCCCACUGGGGAACAGGAUCUUGGCCAUCGCGGUUGUCGGAUGAGUUCGCUAAGGAUCCAUUUUUCGCUGAUGCCGAAAAAUGGGCAGGUUUCGAUCGGUCCCUACGAGGAAAAUCGCCUACACCCGUGAAGCCCCGGAUAAGUCCCACUCGCGACUGCGAGGUUGCUUUUGAUUCAGAUGGUGCCCCGCUGUACAAUGCUGGUGGACUAAGGCGCAGGCCGUGGGCUAACAUUUUCAACCCAAGCCCAUCUCUGCCCAUUACCGCGAUCACGAGGGAUCCUUUCUGGUACGAUUGGCCUGAGCUGAGGCCCAUGGCGAGAUGGGACCGCAGCCCUUCCUACAUCCGCGACUCCUACUUGUCUCCAGUGAAACGCACCUUCCUUUGGGACAAACAUCCCAUCAGGCCCUUAGAUUUAAUGAUGGCUGACAUGUUCACUGUGGACGAUCUAAGCAAGACAAUGCCCUUUGUUCGUAGUCUAUAGAUUGUGAACAUGGGUAUAUUUCAUAGCUACUGCUUUUUAACGGCCGGUCAACGAAGCCACUAUUUAAUGUCGUGUUUAAAUAUUGUGAACACAAAGCACGAAAAAUUGUUACACCAAACAGAUAAUUUCCAUCCAAAAUAUUUUAAUAUCAAAGACUGCAAUAACAUAGUUACUGCCACAGUCACAAACUUUGUUAAGUAAUUGUUUUUAUUAUAUUUAAAUAUUUUUAUGUACUACAAAACCCAAAAAAAUAAUAAAAGUUGAAUAUAACGA
Pieris brassicae (large cabbage white) is the source of this 1473-nucleotide messenger RNA. RefSeq lists its product as uncharacterized. Bases 163 to 1200 code for a protein of 345 amino acids. The record is from RefSeq and is a predicted model, not a curated record. NCBI's taxonomy places the organism in Eukaryota, Metazoa, Arthropoda, Insecta, Lepidoptera, Pieridae. The transcript has 8 exons.